AAUAGCCCUACAACACUCAAAAUGGCGACUGGUGACUGUGACAGCAGUCUAACUGGCGUGGAUUGGCUUUUACAAUUAAAUAUAAGCGGUGCUUUAGGAAGAGGAACAAACAAUAAUAACAAUAACAACUCACCUAAUUCGAAUGCACUAAAAAAUGAAGAAAACAAGCCAGCUAAAGAAAGAAAACCGUCCUAUAGCUAUGCCAAUCUCAUCACUUUCGCAAUUAACUCAUCGCCCAAAAAGAAAAUGACCUUAAGUGAGAUUUAUGAUUGGAUCUGUUCGAAUUUUCCAUACUUUAAAGAAAAUGGAACAGGUUGGAAGAAUUCGAUCCGACAUAAUCUUUCAUUGAAUAAGAACUUUUUAAAAGUUCCAAGAUCGAAAGAUGAUCCUGGAAAAGGUUCCUAUUGGGCUAUUGAUAAUAAUCCGCCAGAAGAUUCUCCAUUGCUGUCGAAAAAGAAGAAAUUUCCAACUAGCCGGCCGUCUCCCUAUGGAGCUGAAAAUACUGUACCAGCAAACUUUGUCUACAAUCAACUAUCCCCACAAAUUGCAUCUGGACAACCAACUUUAGCCAGCGUUAAUACUAUACUCAGUUCCUCAUCCUCAAUGAAUUCUUUAACUCCGCAAUCCCCGAUGACUUCAACUACAGAUGGCGCCUGCUUAACCGCCUCCUCGUCAAGUUCGAAUUUUAUUGAAAGCCAAGGAAGCGUGGAUUUGAAUGCUAGUUUUAGCAAACUGUACCAACAAUUAGAAUGCGUUCCGGGUUAGUAAAACCUAUAUUAAUUCUAUUUUCAAUAAGAAUAUCCCACGUUGCCCCUGUAAUAAAAAAAGAGGCGUAUAGUAUAUUAAAAAGUUCUUAGUAGGUUCCUGGAGCCUUUCUUUUGUGUUCUUACUCGAUAUCUAACAAACCCCUUAUUAAACUUUAAAAGACAAAAAAGGAAAUGUAUUUU
Messenger RNA from Dimorphilus gyrociliatus, 947 nucleotides. The record is from the annotation of a GenBank genome assembly. NCBI's taxonomy places the organism in Eukaryota, Metazoa, Annelida, Polychaeta, Dinophilidae.